This is a messenger RNA of Serpula lacrymans var. lacrymans S7.9, 199 nucleotides long. RefSeq lists its product as uncharacterized. The transcript has a single exon. NCBI's taxonomy places the organism in Eukaryota, Fungi, Basidiomycota, Agaricomycetes, Boletales, Serpulaceae. The record is from RefSeq and is a predicted model, not a curated record. The coding region runs from base 8 to 181 and encodes 57 amino acids.
UGAGAAUAUGGGCUUGACGCUGGGGAACUUGUUGGGGCAAGCAGGCGCUCUGAGGGUGAGAGUGCAAACUACAGCCACUGCCGUGGCCAGGUUAAGCACAGCAACUACUGGUACUAAGCAACCUACAAUUGUACUAUGGGCCGUAACAUGCACUGGCUAUUUCAAACUGAAAGGGAGGUGACAAUCACUUGUGAGUAUC